AUGCAUUUUGUUAGCAGCCUGUUUAUUCUUUUCAUAUGUGCAGAACUAUCAACUCAACAAAUCUCAAUGGUCUCGGCCAGCAGCAGCAGCCUUUGGGGUGAGAAGCUGCACUUUACUUCGGCUCCAUGUUUGUGGCAGCUGGGUCCAGACACGGUCGUACCCGCCCUGGAGGAGCUGAGUGUGUGUCUGCUGCUGAAAUGUGCCUAUAGCACAGAGUGGACAGCGUUUGUGUACAAGGCUCCAGACAGUAGUCACAUUGAGCUGGGACGAUCUCAUUUUGUGAUGGACAAAAGAGUUGAAGCCGAGCAUGGAAAGAGCCUCAUCGGAGACAUAAGUCAUUUCAGGAUUUGGUCCAAACACUUGAGUGGAGAUGAAGUCCAAAGACACCAAUGCAUUGAUGGAGAUGUGAUCGGCUGGGACCAGAGGCACCUGAAAAGCGACUGUCCUCCGGUCCAUGACCCCAACCUGAGCUGUUACUGGUCGAGGUACAAGAUCAAAAUGAAAGUUCAGUAUCAAUACAUUGAUGAAAUGUAUUCAGAUAAACUUUUGGAAAAUGCCACAAAGCAAUGGUUAGAAAACCUUUUUCCGGGCAACUUUUCUCUCACUGACAUUGUUCUCUCUUCAAGCCAUUCAUGCAGCACAGAUAUUUCCUAUUCUCUCUCCUCUGCCUGUUUUCUUGUCAAGGUUUUUGUAAAUGUGGUCCCGGCAGCUGAUGUGGGACUGGCUCAAGCGGACAUCACGGCGAGGCUCAGUUCCCCCUUAGACUUCCUAAACGCCACGGUGGACCCUGACAGCGUUGUGGUGUUAUCUGUGGAUUUAUAUCCUGCUGUGACGAGUCGACCAUCAACAGUCAACACGGCCAGUACAGAAGGUGUAGCACCAACGCAAAGUAUGCCAGCAAUUCAUACGAACACAACAGAGUCUGUAGAAAUUAACAAAACCUUUUACGGAGCGGACAUAUUUUUUAGAGUUCAUCUAGAUUUGGGGAUAUCUGGAUCUCUCACAAACCCACUGAUUUUUAUAAAGACGUUGAUAAAGGAAAAUCUUAACUACAGCAAUACCAUGAAGGCUUUGAACUUCUUAAUAUCAGAGACAGCUGCGAGCAGUGUCCAGUCCAGUGGGCUUUUGGCUGCCAUUGCACAACAAAAAGAAUACACAUGUUCCUUCCAUGUUCAGGAAGAUUACACAAACGCUGAAGCAAAUGUGACUCUGGUUCUCAACUACAUUGAAAAAAGUCUGAAUUUCUCAUUUUCAAACGAGUCCAUCAGUGUCCGUACAAUUAGUCUGAAAGUAAAGCAUAUAGAGCCACAAGACUGUAUGGAAGAGAAAACGUCUUCAAUCUAUGGAAACUAUAUAUGGCCUCAAACAUUUCCACAGGAGAACCAAACCAUAAGAUGUCAGAGGCCUCCACAAGAAUACGCCUUCAGGCUUUGUAAACUGGAGAUUAGCACUGACACAACUGAGUGGGCUAAACCUGAUAUGAGGAACUGCAAGUCAAGAGUGAGCAUACCUCAAAUCGAAAAUAUCACCGUGACUCCAGACAACGCUGCUGAGGUUGUGGAGACUAUACAGGACCUGGUUAAUGUGCAACUCAGUAAUUCCUCGCUACUUUCCCCUGAGGACUUGGAUAUCGUGGUUGGGAAACUCUCCGAAGUCGUGGACGUGGGGUCAAAUCCUGAGCUGGGAGCAAGCAUCAUCUCUAUUAUGGGCAGCAUUCUCGUUUCCGAUACCAACGUCACCGCUUUAUCCAACGGUGUCCUGGAUCUGACGUCAAAGAUGGGAGAUACUAUGGAUUUCAAAGGCACGGCUGAGAGUAUUACUGCUCCGUCUCUGGCAAUUUCUCUGUGCAACGUGGAAACAGAAGGAUUUAGUGGCCUUACAUUUGGCGUCACCGCUGUGUCAACAAACCUGGAGCCGCAGGUUUUUAUUGAUGAGACCUUUGUCAGUGAUGAAAUAGAACACACAGAGGCGAGCAUCUCAUUGCCACCAGAAGUUCAGAUUUUUUUUUCUCAAGACAAAAAUACGACCCGCCUGCAAUUCCAGUUUUAUGUCACGGAUAAACUUUUUCAGGAUCCUAUUUUAGCCGAUUCAAAGAGGAGACUGAAUUCUUACAUCGUCUCUGCCAGUCUAAACGACAGCAGUGUGCAAAACCUACAAGAAAGAAUUGUGAUUUAUCUAAAUCACAAAAAGGCAACACAAAGCAAUGAGGAAGUCCACUGUGCGUUUUGGGAUUUCCAGAACAAUGGAGGACGCGGCGGCUGGAACCUGACGGGCUGUGAGACUCGGAGCAUUUCACACCAUCAGACCUGCUGCCUUUGUGAACAUCUCACACAUUUUGCAGUUUUAGUGAACCCCUCCAGAUCUCCCAUCAGUGAAGUGGACUCUCUGAUACUGACCGUCAUCUCUUACAUCGGCUGUGGCAUUUCUUCCAUCUUCCUCGGCAUCACCCUGCUCACCUACGUUGCCUUUGAGAAGCUGCGGCGAGACAACCCUUCUAAGAUCCUCCUGAACCUGUGCGCAGCUCUUCUCGGGCUCUGCAUGCUCUUCCUCUUGGACGCAUGGCUCUCGUCUUUCUCCAGCUACAGCCUGUGCAUUGCCACGGCUGCCACGCUGCAUUACUUCCUCUUGGCUUCGUUCACAUGGAUGGGCCUGGAGGCUCUGCACAUGUAUCUGGCCCUGGUGAAAGUCUUCAACAUCUACGUGCCCUCGUACAUCCUCAAGUUCUGUGCCGUGGGAUGGGGUCUUCCUCUGGUGAUUGUGAGCCUGGUGCUGGCUGUAGAUAAAGACAGUUAUGGUGGUUCUGUGACCCAAGAGUCUGGUGUGGUGCUUCAAACCAAUGACACUUUCUGCUGGGUGACGAACGAUAUUGUCUUCUACGUGACGGUGCUCUGCUUCAUGCUGCUCAUCCUGCUGGCCAACCUCUCCGUGUUCAUAGUGGUCCUUAUACAAAUCAAGCGCAUGCGGAUCAAUAAGGCGUCCGCAAACACCGGGAACCUUGUCAAAGACUUGAGAGCGGUGGCAAGUCUCACCGUCCUUCUGGGCCUCACGUGGUCCAUCGGCUUCUUCUCCUUUGGCCCCGCAGGAGUCGCCAUGAUGUACUUGUUUACCAUCCUCAACACUUUGCAAGGAUUCUUUGUGUUUUUGUUCCACUGUUUGAUGAAAGACAAUGUGAGAAAACAGUGGAAGAUCCAUUUGUGCUGCGGCCGCUUCAGACUCGGCGCUUAUUCAGACUGGUCCCAAACUGUGACUGGAGGACAGCAAACUAAAAAGAGGCAUCUGUGUUCAGAUGGAAGAGCGCUGUGGACACUGCCUUCAUAUUUCUUCAAUAGAUCGUUCUCCCCAUGUUGGCAAACAGUGGGCCUCCUUUCAUCAAGCAUUCAGUCAGGCUUUGAGGCAGAUGAUCCAAUGGAAGACCCAACAGAGAAUCCAACAGCAGUGAAAGUGGAGGAGCACACGCAGAGUGUAAUCCUGACUUACUUCCAUGGGGACAUCAGUACUAUGGUGGAUGCACACUUCAGUAGGGCCCUUAGCAAAGCCAGUAAAGCCAAGGCACCUGCCAGCAAGAUGAAGAAAAUGCAAAAAAAGAUCAAAAAAGAGAUGAACAGUGCCUUUGAAGACCCCCCCGCAGACUUGUACCCAGAACCAAUGACCAGACCGGUACCUGAGCAUUUCGUCUCUUUCAACCCGGCAGAACUCAACAGUCCGUGGCACGCGUUCGCCAGCAGGAAAGAAGGGUUGGCCCUGCCCCAUAUGAGCUGCCCUCUGUCCCCUGGCCUCAGCUUGACGGGACAACAGUGCUCUACGUCUCUGCUCAAUCUGCUGCACACCGACCGCCCAGACAUGGCCCCCAGCUUGCCCCCCAACCUACCCCCAACCUCCAAGGCUGAGCUGCACCCAAACUGGAUGUUUCCCCAAGUGGACCCUUCCAAUGUGUUUGAACAAGGACGGCGUUUAGAUAAGAAGGAUUUAUACUGGUACUGA
Molecule: messenger RNA, 3981 nt
Organism: Knipowitschia caucasica
Lineage: Eukaryota; Metazoa; Chordata; Actinopteri; Gobiiformes; Gobiidae
Source: the annotation of a GenBank genome assembly